AGCUCAAAUAAGUAACGCAAAAACGAUUUUCCCUGUAAGAUCUGUAGUCAAAUAUCCGUUUCAUGCCAUGUGGGUUCCAAGUGGUAGGCGUGUUCAUUGAACAAAUCGAGGGUGCUAUGUAACACGCAGUCCAAAUCCAGGUUCGAGAGGAAAAAAGUGAAAUACUACGAAGUAAAUUGCACCAUUCAAACAAGAUGACUCAUCUUCCCGAAGGUGUCAAAGAACUGCCCGUGCCGAGGUCCAUCCAACCGGUGGCCUGGCUUCUGGGCAAAUGGCGUUGCGAGAAAGCUUAUGGAUCCUACCCCACCAUUCAGGAUUUUACGUACGGUGAAGAAAUAGCUUUCUGGAAUGUGGGCCAACCCAUGCUGAACUACAACUCAUUCUCUUGGCACACCGAGAAGUUCACACCCAUGCAUCAAGAGUUUGGCUUCCUUCGCCUCAAACCCGAAUCCCAGGAUGUGUCCCUCCUGGUUACCCACAACUUUGGUUUAACUACCGUUGAAGAGGGCCAGAUCGGAGACAUUGCAUUAAAAUUUGAGUCCAGGAACAUUGGUCGAAUGAGCUUUGCUAAAGACCCAAAUGUGCUCAAGUUGGUGCGAGAGUUCUCCUUGGAAGGCGAAAAGCUGAAACAAGUCAUUUUCAUGGCGACCACCAACACACCCUUGACCAAACAUUUGGAAGCCGUAUACGAGAAGAAGACAAAUCAAUAACUCUGAAUAGCAACACUUACGUAAUGACAGAAUUUGAGAGCUUGAGAACUUGAGUGUGUUUCUUUUAGGCACCAUAUUUCCAGACAGUGCUUUGGACCAUUUCAAAUUGAUCGAUUUUAACCGCAAACGUACAAUAUUAAAAAAAAAGAUGUAUCAAUUGGGGAGAAGGUAUCUUUUGAUCCAUCACAAUCUAUUGAUGGAAAAAAAAAUAGUCUGCUGACAUUUGUAAAACUCGCCCGACCAAUAAUAACGUUGAUGAAUAAACUUGCAUUGUAUAAACGGC
Molecule: messenger RNA, 993 nt
Organism: Tigriopus californicus
Lineage: Eukaryota; Metazoa; Arthropoda; Copepoda; Harpacticoida; Harpacticidae
Product: peroxynitrite isomerase THAP4-like
Exons: 5
Coding region: 195-710 (171 amino acids)
Source: RefSeq, a predicted model, not a curated record